UUAGUUUAUUUGCAUCUGCAUCCGAAAUUAAUUUCGAAAACAAUGUCGAACGGUUCACCUGGUCGGCAUUCCAACAAAGCAUUCUCUAUUGGAAGCGAUGAUGGAGAAAAUGAGAAUGUCUUUGUUGAGGAAACAUCGACACCUCCGAAGACGCCGCUUGGAACGCUUCUCACCAACUGCACCGAGCAAUCUCCCUUGAUUCUUCCGAUGCCUACCAGGCCAAGGCUUGAAGAUUCACCUGUCGCCGAACACGAUCAUCAUAUUGUUGUUGACGUUUUCACUGUGAACAAUGACGACGGAACCUGGAAACAAGCAUCGCGAUUUGCUCGUUACGAAGAGGAUUGUGAAGGUUUUGACAAUCAUCUUGGAAGACCUCAUGUUCCGUGUAUUCCAAUGGGAACAUAUGAUGCUCUUAAGAUGGUGACGGCAAAAAGUAUUCUCUUCCCGAAAGUCCAAUAUGAAAGUUUGGACGAAUUUGUUAAUUUUCUCGAAACGAAAAUUGUUGAUCCCGACGUUCCGAAGCUUGGCGAGAAAAUUGCCAAGCUAAUCAAUGACCGAAUUGCUGAAAUUGAAAAAAUGAGACCAUUGCAUCAACGGAAUAGCUCAUCGACCCAAUCCCUGGACGCAUCAAACCCACAAACAAUCUCUACUGUUGGCAUCUUUCCCCGAUCCCUGCUGUCUGCACCCAACAAUCUCGGCAGCUUGGCCCAUCACCCAAUGAGAAGGCUUCCAACAUCUCAUUCGGGAUUGCGAUUCGGGAGUUCUUUCCUUCCUCAACAACCAGUCGUAUCGCAAUUGGAGCCGGUAAUCUGGGACGAGGACAACGAAAUCAGUAUGUUGGUGGCUGGAGAGAUCCCACAUGUUAAUGUUUGCCGGUUCAUUGCGAUUCGUUUUGUUGAGACAACGGCAAUGGAAAAAAUUUUCCCAAAUAUGACAAACGUUCGACAUCUCUUCUUCUUGAUUGGUCCAGCACUCGAGAACGUAACGUACCUCGAUUUGGGUCGAGCGUUGGCGUCCGUUGUUUCAAAUCCGCCCGCCACAACCACCUUCGAUCAGUUAAAAUCUCCAGAUUCCAUCACCAAGGCAAUCGAGAGAUUUCUCGCCGGUACCGUUGUAAUUGCCCCGGGACGGAUUGACAACAAAAAUUUGGUUCGAAGCGAUCUUAUUCGGAAGCUCGUAAACAUGCAAGGCGAGAAGACUGAAACCAAAAUCGUUCACCCAAAGGACGUCGACGUUGAACGAAAUGCUACAAAGAAAGCUGAAGAAGCAGAAGAUAAACCUUUCCGCUUGUUUUCCGGAGUCACAUCAGAUCUUCGAAAUCGAGCCAAACAUUAUUUCUCAGACUACAGGGAUGGUUUUAAUAUUUCAAUUUUCACAGUUGUUUUCUAUAUGUUUUGCGUAACUGUAGUACCAACAUUAACGUUUGGAGCUAUCAUGGGAGCUGGUACAUCGGGCUUGUUGGCAGUAAAAGAAUGUCUUGUGAGUCAGGCACUGUCAGGACUCAUUUGGUCCGUAUUAUCCUGCCAACCGUUACUGGUUAUGUCUCCCACCGGUCCUUUUCUUGUUUUUGAAAAAGCUUUGUUCAAGUUCACCGAUCAAAAUGACAUGGAUUUUCUGGAAGUGCGAUUUUACACUGGUAUUUUUCUUUUCUUCAUUUCCAUCGUCGGGGCUGCAACAAACUGUGCUCACUUGAUUCAUUAUGUCACGAUUUACACGGAAGACAUUUUCUGCGCUCUCAUCUCUUUGAUUUUCUUCUCAGAAGUUGUUGAAUUUAUCCACCUCCAAGAAGAGCACAACAGUAUUGAGAAUCUGAAAUACUACAUUGAGAACGCCGCAAACUGCACUGUUACUGAAGUCAAAGACUGUGCAUUGAGUCGUCCCAACACCUUCUUGCUUCAAUUGAUUAUGGUGGUUGUUUCAAUUGCCAUUUUUCAUUACUUGAGACAAGUCAGCAGAAGCACAUUCUUCGGAAGAACUUUCCGAAACCUUUGCAAAAAUUUCGGAGGAAUAUUUGCCGUGAUUGCCGUCAGCAUUGCCUACCGCAUUCUUUUCCAAAAUGUCGGCGUCGCGGUGGUCGAUAUACCGGUCGCGGUGGGACAAUCCCGACCUUUCGACGGAAUAUUUGUUAUCCCGUCUGCCCCUCCUACUGCUAGUACACUUACAAUUGCUUUAAUUUCUUCUAUACUGCUUUUUGUUUUGAUUUUUGUUGAAACUGAAAUCCCCGAACAGAUGGCAUUGCGAGAGGGUAGAAAACUGAAAAAAGGAGGUGGCCUUCAUUGGGACUUGAUUGUUGUUGGAUUUUGCACACUGGUUAGUUCUGUUCUUGGUCUUCCGUGGAUGUGCCCUGCCGCUGUUCAAUCUCUGGCUCAUAUCACUUCUUUGACUGAAUACAAGAAAUCUGCACCAGGAGUCCCGUCUAGAAUCUCCCAUGUCAUUGAACAACGCGUUUCCGGAAUGGUCACCUACCUCUUGCUUGGCACAUUUGCCAUUCUUGGACAUUUUCUUGCAAUUCCUGCUGCCACAAUUUUCGGUGUAUUCUUCUAUCUUGGAGUUCGUAACUUGGAGGGAAGUAAGAUGAUCCUUCGUCUCAAGUUGUGCUUCCUACCCAGCAAAUACCGUGGAUCGCACAAAUUCCUUGAAAUUGCACCGUUCUAUACUAUCCAAAUCUACACUGUCAUCCAAUACCUGAUCGCUGGUGCAAUGUUUGCGGCUAAAUCUAGUAAAAUUGGUGGCCUUCUCUUCCCACUCUUUAUUGUAUCCAACGCCAUAUUUGUGAAACAUGGACUCAGUGUUAUUUUCGACAAGGAACUUCUAGAAGCGCUUGAUAGCGAAGAUCACGACAAUGAUGAUGCCGACAGGGACAAUGAAGAAAACCCCGAAGAUUUCUAUCAGAAUACUCGCAUCCCGGUAUAAUUUCUCUACAAAUUUCGUGUCUACUUCUCCCCAAUCUUUAUCAAAUACUGGUGAUUUUAAUAUAUUUGUACUACCCCACUCAUUUCCUCAUACAAUCAAAUCAUGUCAAAUCUCAUAAUGGUGUUCUUCUUCUCUCAUUCUCAGACUCCCCCUCCCCCAAAAAAAUUGCUACAAUGGUUACAUAUGCAUGUUUGUUAUCAUUAUUGGUCCUUUAUAAAAUGCUGAUCCCUGCCUUACUUCUCCAACAUGUUUCCAAAGAAGCUUUUACUUGCUCUAUUGAGCGUUGCUAGUAGUUUUUAGAAUCGAUGUAUCUCUUAAUAAAAGUAUUUUCUCAU
Caenorhabditis elegans is the source of this 3248-nucleotide messenger RNA. It is a transcript of the gene abts-4, whose product is annotated as Anion exchange protein. Lineage: Eukaryota; Metazoa; Nematoda; Chromadorea; Rhabditida; Rhabditidae. The coding region runs from base 43 to 2913 and encodes 956 amino acids. The transcript has 20 exons. The record is from RefSeq and is marked reviewed.